This is a messenger RNA of Kickxella alabastrina, 1029 nucleotides long. Its product is annotated as nucleotide-sugar transporter-domain-containing protein. NCBI's taxonomy places the organism in Eukaryota, Fungi, Kickxellomycota, Kickxellomycetes, Kickxellales, Kickxellaceae. The record is from RefSeq and is a predicted model, not a curated record. Gene Ontology annotation, cellular component: Golgi membrane. The coding region runs from base 1 to 1029 and encodes 342 amino acids. Gene Ontology annotation, molecular function: UDP-galactose transmembrane transporter activity. Gene Ontology annotation, biological process: pyrimidine nucleotide-sugar transmembrane transport. The transcript has 3 exons.
AUGGCACCGCAGGUUUUCGGGAUACCCCUCAAAUAUGUCUCCCUAAUGGUGCUCACGCUGCAAAACAGCAUCCUAGUCCUAGUGAUGCGAUAUUCGCGGGUCAUAUCCACCACCGAACGCUAUUACACAUCAACAGCAGUGCUGCUGAGCGAGCUGACAAACGGCAGCGAGUUCAAGGCGAAACAUCUGGUAUACGAGGUUUUCGGCGGUGAUAGCUGGAAGAUGCUGAUUCCAGCAGGGCUCUACACGAUCCAGAAUAAUCUGCAGUAUGUGGCGGUGACGUAUCAGCUCAAGAUCCUGACCACAGCACUAUGCUCUGUUGUGCUGCUGCGCACGGUACUGGGCAGAGCGCGGUGGCUGGCGCUGGUCGGCCUGACGGCAGGCGUCGCGCUGGUGCAGAUGCCGACGGCCACUGGCGAUCAAAAAGAGGAAACCACGUCGUCGAUCGUUGGCCUGCUGGCCGUGCUAGCAGCCUGUGUGUUGUCGGGCCUGGCCGGCGUGUACUUCGAGAAGGUGCUCAAGGGGUCGCGCAAGUCGCUAUGGACGCGCAACGUGCAGCUAUCGCUGUUCUCAACGCUGCCGGCGCUGUUUGGCGUCUUUGUUGUCGAUGGCGCCGGCGUCUCGCGCGACGGAUUCUUCCACGCGUACUCGUCGUGGACUUGGGGAGCCAUCAUGUGCCAGGCUGUCGGCGGCCUGAUUGUCGCUGUUGUUGUCAAGUACGCUGACAAUAUUCUAAAGGGAUUCGCCACUAGCAUAUCGAUUGUUCUGUCAUGCUUGGCGUCCGUGUGGAUCUUUGGCUUCCACAUCACUUUGCCGUUCGUGCUCGGCACCGCACUGGUCAUUGGCGCCACGUACCUGUAUGGGGCCGCUGAGUUGUCAGUAGCCAGCAGGCCGCAGCAGCAGCAGGACGCUCUGCUGCCAACCAUGGAGCCAUCACGGAACAGCCUGGACAAUAACAAUAUUAACGAUGUCGACAGCAUUGACACCAUACCGCUCGCCAAGAUCGGUGGCGGCAGGCACCAGGAGUAA